UUGGUGUUGUAAUCGUUUGCUUGAAGUAGAACCUCUCUCUCUCUCUCUCUUUCUCUCUCACUCACUCUCUCUCUCUCUUUGGAUUCUUUUCUCUGUAAUCAAAGCAAAGUCCUCUCUUCUUCUGGGCUCUGGUCAAUUUGUUUUCUCUUUUCUCUUAUGGAACUUCUGUGAAAAAUGCACAUUCCUACGACGAUCCUACACUUUUCUACAGAGACGUCUACAAGAGCUUGAGGGGGUGAUUGAAUUGAUACAUUUUUAUUAAUUAUUAUUUGAGGAUGGAAGGAGAAUCUUUUGGUUUAAUCGUUGGGAUCUCACUAGGUUUGGUGAUUGGUGUUGUGUUAGCUAUUUCAGCUUUGUUCUGCUUUAGGUUCCAUAGAAAAAAGUCUCAGAUUGUGAAUAAUAGUGGGUCUAGCAGAAGUGCAACCAUUCCCAUCAGAGAGAAUGGAGCUGAUUCUUGUGUUAUCAUGUCUGAUUCCACCAUUGGUCCUGAUUCACCUGUUAAGUCUUCCAAGAAUGGGAGGUCUCUUUGGCUUGAAGGUUUUAGUAAGAAGAGUAAUGUUAUCUCUGCUUCUGGCAUUUUGGAAUAUUCUUACAGGGAUUUGCAGAAAGCCACUGCUAACUUUACAACUUUGAUAGGCCAAGGGGCAUUUGGACCUGUCUACAAAGCUCAAAUGUCCACCGGUGAGAUUGUUGCUGUGAAAGUACUAGCCACUGAUUCUAAACAGGGCGAAAAAGAGUUUCAGACAGAGGUUAUGUUAUUGGGAAGGUUGCAUCACCGUAAUUUAGUGAACUUAGUUGGCUAUUGCGCAGAAAAAGGCCAGCACAUGCUUAUAUAUGUUUACAUGAGUAAAGGAAGCUUAGCUUCUCACUUAUACAGCGAUAAACAUGAACCCCUGAGCUGGGAUUUGAGAGUAUAUAUUGCUUUAGACGUGGCACGUGGUCUGGAAUAUCUUCACGAUGGGGCUGUUCCUCCUGUAAUCCACAGAGAUAUCAAGUCUUCCAACAUUUUGUUGGAUCAAUCCAUGAGAGCUCGGGUUGCAGACUUUGGACUAUCUAGAGAAGAAAUGGUAGACAAACAUGCUGCCAACAUCCGAGGAACAUUUGGUUAUCUCGAUCCUGAAUACAUUUCAACUAGAACGUUCACCAAAAAAAGCGAUGUUUAUGGCUUCGGGGUUUUGCUGUUCGAGCUUAUAGCUGGAAGAAACCCUCAACAAGGUCUAAUGGAAUUGGUUGAGCUGGCGGCGAUGAAUGCAGAGGAAAAAGUUGGGUGGGAAGAGAUAGUGGAUUCAAAAUUAGAUGGGAGAUUUGAUAUACAAGAAGUGAAUGAAGUUGCAGCAUUUGCUUAUAAAUGCAUCUCUCGUGCACCUAGAAAACGUCCCAACAUGAGGGACAUUGUUCAGGUUUUGACUCGUGUCAUUAAGGUGAGACAUUGCAGAAAACGACAGAAGAGUUCUCUGUCUUCUCCGCGGCCUCCUCCUCCUCCUCCGGUGGUGGAAGAGUCUGAAGGUGAGCUAACCGCAAACGGAUCAAUACGAUCAGAAACUCAUCGGAGGGAUAAUUCCGUGGACAGUAGUAUAGCUGAAGACUUGUGAUUUUUUCCAAAACAAAAAAGAAAGUAUCAAGUUCCUUAAUUUUUAUUAACUUUAAAAUUGUGAUUUUUUUUGAAUAUUGUUUUGGGUUUCUUUUAGACGUUAGGGAAAAAAUGAUAAUUAUGUAUGUAGUAUGUACUACAGAGUACAGACCGUUCUAGGUUGUUUAUAUCUUUCUUUUGUGAAUUAGUAAUAACUAUUCUUUGUUUCUUUUA
Messenger RNA from Capsella rubella, 1804 nucleotides. Its product is annotated as calcium/calmodulin-regulated receptor-like kinase 1. Bases 276 to 1592 code for a protein of 438 amino acids. The transcript is spliced from 8 exons. NCBI's taxonomy places the organism in Eukaryota, Viridiplantae, Streptophyta, Magnoliopsida, Brassicales, Brassicaceae. Gene Ontology annotation, biological process: protein phosphorylation. Gene Ontology annotation, molecular function: protein kinase activity; ATP binding. The record is from RefSeq and is a predicted model, not a curated record.